UAUACGCAGGCUUGGCUAUCGAAAACAUGUUGAUUUAUAUUCGGAAUUCGGUUGAUUUAUAUUUUCAUAAAUGUUUAUGCUCUUUUUCCAUGUUAAAAAGACUUGCAUCGAUGCAUUAUGGGGGAUUUAAUUACCACGAAUUUCUCGGAUGUCUUUCAAGAAAUAUGAUUUCAGAUACUGUGUUCAUCUACCUGUUGGUGUUGUCUAGUGGUGUGUUUGGUGUUGAGACACAUGGAGUAAAGACAGUUAAAGUGAUGGAGGGAGAUUCUGUCACUUUAAACACCGAUGUUAAAGUACAAACAGAAGAUCAGAUUCUGUGGACAUUUGGAAGUAUUCCAAUAGCAGAAAUUAUUAAAAGGGACCAAUUUGUAUUUGUCAAUAAUGAUGGGAUAUUCAAAGAGAAACUACAUAUGGACAAUAAAACUGGAUCUCUGACCAUCAGCAACAUCAGAUCUGAACAUCGUGGACUUUACCAGCUCCAGAUCAGUAGUUCAAAAGUCUUACAGAAGAGAUUCAAUGUUACUUUGUAUGCUCCUCUUCCCAUUCCUGAUGUCAUCAGAGACUAUUCACAUUGUUCUACAUCCUCACCUGGAUGUUCAUCAGUCCCAAAAUGUCUCCUGCUGUGUUCAGUAGUGAAUGUGAGAAAUGUGACUCUCUCCUGGUACAAAGGAAACAGUUUAUUGUCCAGCAUCAGUGUGUCUGAUCUCAGCAUUAGUCUCUCUCUACCUCUGGAGAUCAACUGUCUGGAUGAUUCAUACAGCUGUGUUGUGACUUAUUCACUUACCAACCGGACUAAACACCUCAGCAUCACUGAACUCUGUCUGUCUUGUUCAGAACUCCGUCAACAUACACUUGUAAUACUGGUGAUAACAUCUGGAUUUCUGCUGUUAGCUCUCAUAGUUGUAGUUGUGCUGAUGGUCUUUCGCCGUUUAAAGUGCAAUCGAGGAAAAGAAAAGGCCCAGACUGAGGAAAAGAUGGAUAAUGCUGAAUAAAAUUGUGUACACAUGGAGCUCAGUACAAGACUUUAUUACCACUGUGCUGAUACGACUUCCAGAUGGGUGUCUCUGUUCCUACAAAAGAAUGAAGAAGAAGACCAGAUCAAACUAAGGGUAUAGCUGUUGCACAAAGUAUUCCGACAGCAUUACCAGUUGACAUUUCUUUGCUUAAGGCCUCUUUAGCGUGUGUGCCGGUCAGACACACAAUUUGUUCAUUAGAUUUACCAAAUCAAUUAUUAAUUAGAUUAACAAAUAAUCACAGACCCCCAUAGGCGUAGGAAGUGGGGGUGCUGCAGCUGCUACACUGUUUUUUGUUUUUUUGUUUUUUUUGAGGGCAAGAUGUCAAAUCAAGGUGUGUAACCAUUCAGAUUUGUUGUUGCCGAUUAUAAGGUGUGAGGGGCGUAAAACAGUUUUAUACUUCUUAGUUGUUUAACCUUUUCACACGUGAGUUUAAAAUAUUCUAGCUGAGCCCCCAGAGUGAGUUUUUUUUAGGCGACCGUUAUUUAGAACGUAUCGCUUUAUUGUUUCCGUGGCAAUGUGUCAUGCUUGUCACGUGACACAACGCAGCCACAAUAGUGCUGUUUGACACUUGGAUCACUUUUAUAUUGUUUGUAAAUUAAAGCUCACAUCGGUGCCCAACGUUUUGCUCUGGUUUCCGUGUUGAACGAAAUGUUUCCUGGAAAUGGUGUGCAACGGUGUGCAAUGGGGUUUGAGAUACGUUUUCUCUUGUUUGGUGGGUGUGUCAAAAAUGUCAGCCCAAUCAGCAGCAACAUGUAUAUAAAAUAAUAAUAUAAAUGUAAGUAGGGGUAGCCCCUUUAAGUACAUUGUGUAGUGCGUGGUAAUUAUGUUAUGUACCAUAUAGUAGCAGGUGCGAUCUCAGUCUGCGUUUCCACUGGCACGUAGCGAGCGGAGCGGGCGUUUUCAAUUCAUUGCUAUGGAAGCUGAGUUAAUACACCAUUCUGUUGCCACAAAACAUGUCAAUAUAUUUUUACAGCUCCUCACCUUUGAGGUCUGUCAAGAAUGGGUCGAUGAUCGAGCUGAGUCAGUUUAUUUUGAUUUUAGGCCAUUGUUCAUUUUCUAUGUUCGUUUAUCAAAAAUGCACUUCACACAAAAGUGCCACUUCAAAUUUCAAUCACUGUAAACGUAUGCCUUAUUAUUUAAAAAUAAUAAUAAUGGCAUUACAUAAAAGUAUUAUUAUAAAAACUUGUUCUAAAAAAACUGACUCGAAGCACAUGCAGAUCGCUUAGACAACACACAGAAAUGCAAUGUUUCAAAAUACCUGUCUUGGCGUUAGUGAUGUGCGGAUGGCGGUUAUAUCUGCGGGCGCAUUACGCGCGGGUCGGGUGGGUCGAGUAAUAAAAAAGUGCAUUCUGAUUAUUUGCGGAUGGGUUGCGGGUGGAUGAGAUAAAUCAAUAGUGAGGCAAAUAUUAACUACAUUUUCUAAAAUAUGAACCUGUUUUAAAUACUUAAACACGUAUUGUAUACGUGUGUGUGUGUGUGUGUGUGUGUGUGUGUUCACAUGUUCGAAAAGUUGUGACAGAAAAGGUGACAUUCAGAUAAAGUCUGAAGGGAGUUACGCCUGUUUUAAUGCUAUUGAGUAGGGUAAUAUGCAGUGGUGUUCAGUACCUGUAUACCCAUUUCUUUGGGUGCACUGGAGUUCGUUUUCCCUCUUGGUGCCGUUCGUUUGGGCAGGUGUGAGUGUAGCAAUCGCACUCGAGUGCGCACCGAAAGCGGACCAAAAAAGCGUACCGAGACCUCCUUGAAGAGGAGGUCCUCUAAACCAAGAGAAACAUGUUAGCGACAUGCUAAUCAUGUUUAAAACAUGCAAGCAACUUUUCUAAUCAUGCUAGAAACAUGCUAGCAACUUGCUAAUCAGGCUAGAAACAUGCUAGCAACUUGCUAAUCAGGCUAGAAACAUGUUAGCGACAUGCUAAUCAUGUUAGAAACAUGUUAACAACAAGCUAGUAACAUGUUAGCCAUGUUAGAAACAUGCUAGUAACAUGCUAAUCAUGUGAAAAACAUGCUAUCAACAUGCUAAUCAGGCUAAUCAUGCUAACAACAUUCUAGUAACUUGCAAAUUAUGAUAACAACAUGGUAAUCAUGCUAACAAUGUAAUCAGCCUAUAAAAACACAAGCAAUAAGCUAAUCAUGCUAAAACAUGUUAACAACAUGUUAAAUCAUGCUAGCUGCUUUCAUACUAUUACAACUGCUUCAAACUUUCAGGCUAGGCUUUCUCAAGCCAACUUAAAGUAAAUUAUAACAAAAACAAUACAUUAAAAAUGAAAAGAAUUAGAUUUACGAUCAAAAAUUCCGAUCAAAAAUUUCUUAAACUGGGUGAACCCCUUUAAACUUUUGUCCAAGGAUCCAGUAGGGUGUUCAAACACCCAACCGAUUUCAUCAGAGAUUGCGGAGAGUCACGUGCAGAUGUCAGUUAACGUUAUUCUUUUUAGCAUUAAACUUAAGUAUGCAGCGAUGUGCAGAUCAGCUGAAUCAAUCUGCUGUUAAAAAUUAACCAUUCAUUCAUCAUAUCAUCAUGCAGAGCUAAUUAGAAUAAUUGUAAAUGACGAUCUGUUGCGGUUAUCUAAAUCAGAGAAAAAUACAGGUGCGGGUGGGUGGCGGGCGGAUAAUUCGUUUGAAGCUGCGGAUUCGGGUGAUGUUUGAGCUAAUCGGGUUGAGUCCGAGUCAAGACCGAGUCUUUAACCAGUCGAGUCCGAGACGAGUCCGAGUCCAAAAUGGGCUGAGUUAGACUCAAGUCCGAGUCCCAAAGGGCCGAGUCCGAGUCAAGUCUGAGUCCAAGGAAACACUAUAGAAUCUUAACAUUGUUUUAACCCAGGGGUGCCCAAACUCAGUCCUGGAGAGUUUAGCUCCAGCCCCAAUUAGACUCACCUGAACCAGCUAAUCAAGCUCUUGCUAGGCAUAUAGAGACGUCCUGGCAGGUGUGUUGAGGCAAGUUGGAGCUAAACCAAGGACCAGGACUGUGUUUGGGCACCCCUGUUUUUAACCUUUACAACUAGAAAAACGCAAUGUCAGUUGAAAUGUAAGAAAAGCAAACCUCUAGUGGAUCAUCCCAUUUUGAUUUUUGAUUUCACAACAUCUCAUAAUUAGUGUCCAUGCUCUGCUUAACAAACUUAAAGUCAUGUGACAGAAGUUAUGGCUAAUCUAUGUAUUGUGACAUAUUUCAGAGUGAAACAGGUUUUAGAAUGUGAAAAAUUAAAGGGUGAGACUUGACUUAUAUUCAUUGAUGUAGUAAAUGUAUGAAUUCAAGGGAGGGGGUAAAGGAGAAGGUAUCUUGGGACCUUAAGAGCAGAAAAUGCGCCUCUUUUAUUUUUGAUUGUGGCUGUGUGUAUUUUGGGUUGUAUAUGACUUCAAACACUUAUUUUUGUAACAAGAAUUAUUUCAAUUUUACGUAAUUCUGCUUGACCAACUCUGUUUUAGAUAUUGAGAUAUCUAUUUUACAUUAUUCAGUUAUUGUUUAGGAGUUGUUCUCAACUAUUAUCACCAGUUUUUGAACCGGACGCUCAAGGAAAGAUGUUUGCGCCAAGCGUUCACCUUUCUUUCCUAAAUUACUUUGACCCAUUUGGAGCUUGACUUUUCGCACUAAACCAUCAUCAUCUUUACUUGUCUCGACGACUCUAGCAAGCUUCCAUUCGCUCCUGGGAAUAUUGUCCUCCUUGACAAUUACUACAUCUCCAACUUGAACAUUUCUUCUAGGCGUAUGCCAUUGUUGUCUGAGGCUUACAUUGGCUAGGUAUUCUUUGCGCCAUCUGCUCCAAAACUGUUCUGACAAGUAUUGCACUCUCCUCCAUCUUUUCCUAGCAUACAAAUCUUCAUGGACAAAUUUGCCAGGAGGAGGAAGAGGCACUGAGGUCUUCAUCGUGAGCAGAUGAUUGGGCGUCAAAGGCUCAAUACUCUUUGGGUCAUUUAUUGUGUUGGUGGUGAGUGGUCGACUAUUUACAAUUGACAUCGCCUCAUAGAAAAAUGUCCUUAAUG
Molecule: messenger RNA, 4985 nt
Organism: Labeo rohita (rohu)
Lineage: Eukaryota; Metazoa; Chordata; Actinopteri; Cypriniformes; Cyprinidae
Exons: 6
Coding region: 27-992 (321 amino acids)
Source: RefSeq, a predicted model, not a curated record